AUGCUGCCCUCCAUGGCCCUUCCCAGUAUGUCUUGGAUGUUGCUUUCCUGCCUGAUGCUCCUGUCACAAAUCCAAGCUAAAGAUGCUCAAAUGGAACAACUGUCUGCAAGCAUCAGUUGUCCUGGAGGCUCCAAAGCCUAUGGUUCCUACUGCUAUGCCUUUUUUCUGACACCAAAAGCCUGGAUGGAAGCAAAUAUGGCCUAUCAGAAGUGGUCUUCAGGACAUCUUGUGUCUUUGGCCAGUGGAGCUGAGGGAUCCUUUGUGGCCUCCUUGAUGAAGAGCAUUUCAAACUCUUAUAUAAAUAUCUGUAUUGGACUCCAUUACCCCACAUUGGGGUUGGAACUCAAUGGUGGUGGAUGGGAGUGGAGAAACACAGGUGUGCUAUAUUAUUUUGCAUGGAAGAAAGAUCCUUCCACCAUCAUAAACCAUGGCCACUGUGAGAGCCUGUCAAGGAUCACAGGAAAUAAAAAGCAAUUUUUUUAUAAUUGUGAACAAAGGUUACUAUAUGUUUGCGAGUUCAAGAAUUAG
Molecule: messenger RNA, 528 nt
Organism: Elephantulus edwardii (Cape elephant shrew)
Lineage: Eukaryota; Metazoa; Chordata; Mammalia; Macroscelidea; Macroscelididae
Product: regenerating islet-derived protein 3-gamma-like
Exons: 5
Coding region: 1-528 (175 amino acids)
Biological process (GO): venom-mediated disruption of cell wall in another organism; response to peptide hormone; positive regulation of cell population proliferation
Molecular function (GO): peptidoglycan binding; oligosaccharide binding; signaling receptor activity
Source: RefSeq, a predicted model, not a curated record